Messenger RNA from Striga hermonthica, 476 nucleotides. Lineage: Eukaryota; Viridiplantae; Streptophyta; Magnoliopsida; Lamiales; Orobanchaceae. The record is from the annotation of a GenBank genome assembly.
AGAGAACUUACCCCAUGGGAGAGCACAUAUCUAGACGAGAUCCAUGGCAAAGAAAUCGAGAAGAGUACGAGCGACAACUCGUAGAAGGCCGAGGAGCAACGGGGGGUGAAGUUCAGAAUGGUGAAGAUGAUGGUGCGCUCAAUUUUCUAAUCCUUGAGGACAAGGAAAGUCUCGAAGAGGAGGGGAAUGAUACGGAAGUGGUCAUCAACCCCGGCGAGUCCGACGAGGAAGGUGACGAUGGUCUCGACAUAUGGCUGAAAAACAUGCUGGAGGAGCCAACUAGUCCAAUAUACCGGCCAUCAUGCGUACGAGAUUGGCCAAAAGGGUAUGGUCCAUGGGCUAAGUUGAAGGUCAAGAAGCGUCGGGCCAAAAGGCGACGCAAAACAAAGGCGCAAAAGGCGAGCCAAUGUUGUGGACCGUGCACUAGGAAGAGACGAGCUCAAAAGAAGGAGGCUAAAAGGCGGGGUUUGCGAUGG